Poecilia reticulata (guppy) is the source of this 4751-nucleotide messenger RNA. Lineage: Eukaryota; Metazoa; Chordata; Actinopteri; Cyprinodontiformes; Poeciliidae. The record is from RefSeq and is a predicted model, not a curated record.
ACAGGUCACCAUUCUAUCUCAAGGGCCUUCUUCACCUCAGUAUUCCAGGAAGUGGUCGAAAAGUUGCCCAGGUAAAAGAUGGGUGAUGCUGCCAUGAAAGAAUUUGGGGCAGCCGCCCCGUACCUGAGGAAGUCAGACAGGGAGCGUCUGGAGGCCCAGACCCGUCUGUUUGACAUGAAGAAAGAAUGUUUUGUUCCUGACCCCGAUGAGGAGUAUGUAAAAGCUUCCAUCGUAAGUCGUGACGGUGAUAAAGUCACUGCUCAGACAGAGAAAGGGAAGACUGUCACAGUGAAGGAGUGCGAUGUACAUCCUCAGAACCCGCCAAAGUUUGAUAAAAUUGAAGACAUGGCCAUGUUCACCUUCCUCCAUGAGCCAGCUGUGCUGUUUAACCUCAAAGAGCGUUACGCAGCGUGGAUGAUCUAUACCUACUCUGGGCUGUUCUGUGUGACUGUCAACCCCUACAAGUGGCUGCCAGUCUACAACCAAGAGGUGGUCGUUGCCUACAGAGGAAAGAAGAGGAGUGAAGCUCCUCCUCACAUCUUCUCCAUCUCUGACAAUGCCUACCAGUACAUGCUGGCAGAUCGAGAAAACCAGUCAAUCCUCAUUACCGGAGAAUCUGGAGCUGGAAAGACUGUAAACACCAAGCGUGUCAUUCAGUACUUUGCCAGCAUUGCUGCUGUGCCAGGUGGUAAAAAAGAUGCUGCAAGUGAAAAAAAGGGUACCCUGGAGGACCAAAUCAUUCAGGCUAACCCUGCUCUGGAGGCUUUUGGCAAUGCCAAGACCAUAAGAAAUGACAAUUCGUCUAGAUUUGGUAAAUUCAUCAGAAUCCACUUUGACAAUAGAGGAAAGCUUGCCUCUGCUGACAUUGAAACCUAUCUCCUGGAAAAGUCACGUGUCACCUACCAGCUUAAAGCUGAGAGGGAUUACCACAUUUUCUACCAGAUCUUGUCUCAGGUAAAGCCUGAACUUYUGGAGAUGCUACUCAUCACCAACAACCCCUAUGAUUACGCGUUCAUCUCCCAAGGAGAGACAACAGUAGCUUCCAUCAAUGACUCAGAGGAGUUGAUGGCUACUGAUGAUGCCUUUGAUGUGCUGGGCUUCACUCAAGAAGAGAAGAACAGUAUUUACAAAAUGACUGGUGCCAUCAUGCACUUUGGAAACAUGAAGUUUAAGCAAAAGCAGAGAGAAGAGCAGGCAGAAGCAGAUGGAACUGAAGAUGCUGACAAAGUUGCAUAUCUGAUGGGCCUAAACUCUGCUGACCUCAUCAAAGGUCUCUGUCACCCAAGGGUCAAAGUGGGGAAUGAGUGGGUCACCAAGGGACAAAAUGUUGCCCAGGUGUACUAUGCUAUUGGUGCACUUUCUAAGUCGGUUUAUGAGAAGAUGUUCCUGUGGAUGGUCAUGAGAAUUAAUCAGUCUCUUGACACCAAGCAGCCUCGUCAGUACUUCAUCGGAGUGCUGGACAUUGCUGGGUUUGAGAUCUUUGAUUUCAACACCUUCGAGCAGAUGUGCAUCAACUUCACAAAUGAAAAACUGCAACAGUUUUUCAACCACCACAUGUUUGUUCUGGAGCAGGAAGAGUACAAGAAAGAGGGAAUUGAGUGGGAGUUCAUUGACUUUGGUAUGGAUCUGCAGGCCUGUAUUGACCUGAUUGAAAAGCCCAUGGGUAUCAUGUCCAUCCUCGAAGAGGAGUGCAUGUUUCCCAAAGCCUCUGAUGCUACAUUUAAAGCUAAGCUUUAUGACAAUCAUCUGGGGAAAUCAAACAACUUCCAGUAUGCUGGAACUGUUGAUUAUAAUAUCAACAACUGGCUGGUGAAGAACAAGGAUCCUCUGAAUGAGACUGUUGUUGGUCUUUUCCAGAAGUCAACUGUUAAGCUUUUGGGUAUACUUUUUGCUGGGUAUGCCGGAGCUGAUUCAGCUCAAGAAUCUGGUGGGAAGGGCAAAGGAGGCAGCAAAAAGAAAGGUUCAUCUUUCCAAACUGUUUCUGCUCUACACAGGGAGAACCUGAAUAAGUUGAUGACCAACCUGAGGUCUACCCACCCUCACUUUGUACGCUGCAUCAUCCCCAACGAGACCAAGACUCCUGGGGCCAUGGAGAACCCUCUGGUGAUGCACCAGCUGCGCUGUAACGGUGUGCUGGAAGGCAUCAGGAUCUGCAGGAAAGGCUUCCCCAACAGGAUCCUCUAUGGAGACUUCAAGCAGAGAUAUCGCAUUUUAAACCCCAAUGCAAUUCCUGAGGGUCAAUUCAUUGACAACAAAAAAGCUGCUGAGAAAUUGUUGGGGUCUUUGGAUAUAGACCACAACCAGUACAAACUUGGGCACACCAAAGUGUUCUUCAAGGCUGGACUUCUUGGUCUGCUAGAGGAGAUGCGAGAUGAUCGGUUGGCAUUAAUUAUCACUGGCAUUCAAGCUCGCUCACGAGGUCUUCUGGCUCGAGUUGAAUUCCAAAAGAUUGUGGAACGAAGGGAUGCACUACUUGUGAUUCAGUGGAACAUCCGCGCCUUCAUGGGGGUCAAGAAUUGGCCCUGGAUGAAGUUGUACUUCAAGAUCAAACCUCUGUUAAAAUCAGCUGARACUGAGAAGGAGAUGGCCAACAUGAAGGAGGAGUUUACCAAACUCAARGAGGCUUAUGCAAAAUCAGAAGCCCGUAGGAAGGAACUAGAGGAGAAAAUGGUCUCUCUUCUCCAAGAGAAGAACGACCUGCAGCUCCAAGUCCAAACUUCCCUGGUGUCUCAACUCACCAGAGGAAAGCAGUCAUACACACAACAAAUUGAAGACCUCAAAAGACAACUGGAAGAGGAAAUCAAGGCCAAGAAUGCAUUAGCCCAUGCGGUGCAGUCUGCUCGCCAUGACUGUGACCUCCUCAGGGAGCAGUAYGAGGAGGAGCAGGAGGCCAAGGCUGAACUGCAGCGCAGCAUGUCCAAGGCCAACACUGAGGUGGCUCAGUGGAGAACCAAGUACGAAACUGAUGCCAUCCAGAGAACCGAGGAACUGGAGGAAGCCAAGAAGAAGCUGGCUCAGCGUCUGCAGGAGGCUGAGGAGGCUGUUGAAGCAGUGAAUGCCAAAUGCUCCUCUCUGGAGAAGACCAAACACAGGCUGCAGAAUGAGAUCGAAGAUCUCAUGGUGGAUGUGGAGAGGUCUAAUGCUGCUGCUGCUGCUCUGGACAAGAAGCAAAGGAACUUUGACAAGGUUUUGUCAGAGUGGAAACAGAAGUAUGAAGAGUCCCAGUCAGAGUUGGAGAGUUCUCAGAAAGAAGCCAGAUCAUUGAGCACCGAACUCUUCAAACUUAAAAACUCCUACGAAGAGUCUCUUGAACAUCUAGAGACCAUGAAGAGGGAGAACAAGAACUUACAAGAGGAAAUAUCUGACCUCACUGAGCAAAUUGGUGAGGGWGGAAAGAACAUUCAUGAGCUUGAGAAGAUUCGGAAGCAGCUGGAACAAGAAAAGUCUGAGAUACACACAGCUCUUGAGGAAGCAGAGGCCUCRCUGGAGCAUGAGGAAGGGAAGAUUCUCAGAGUCCAGCUUGAGUUGAACCAAAUUAAAGCUGACUUUGAGCGGAAGCUGGCUGAGAAAGAUGAGGAGAYGGAGCAAGUAAAGCGAAACCAGCAGCGGAUGGUGGAUAMUCUYCAGAGCUCMCUUGAGUCUGAAACUCGCAGYAGGAAUGAAGCCCUUCGUCUGAAAAAGAAGAUGGAGGGAGACCUCAACGAGAUGGAGAUCCAGCUUAGCCAAGCCAACAGGCAGGCGGCUGAGGCCCAGAAGCAACUCAAGUCGGUUCAUUCACAUCUGAAGGAUGCUCAACUCCAACUUGAUGAUGCUCUGCGAGCCAACGAUGACAUUAAGGAAAACAAUGCCAUUGUUGAAAGACGCAACAACCUGCUUCAGGCUGAAGUAGAGGAACUGAGGGGCGCUCUAGAGCAAACUGAACGAAGUCGCAAGCUUGCUGAGCAAGAGCUGCUGGAUGUUAGUGAGCGGGUGCAGCUACUGCACUCACAGAACACCAGCCUGAUAAACCAGAAGAAGAAGCUGGAGGGUGAUAUUGCUCAGCUUCAAACUGAAGUGGAGGAGGCUGUGCAGGAAUGCAGAAAUGCUGAAGAGAAGGCCAAGAARGCCAUCACUGAUGCUGCCAUGAUGGCAGAGGAGCUGAAGAAAGAGCAGGACACCAGCGCUCACCUGGAGCGCAUGAAGAAGAACAUGGAGCAGACCAUCAAAGAUCUGCAGCACCGUCUGGAUGAAGCUGAACAGAUCGCCAUGAAGGGAGGCAAGAAGCAGRUCCAGAAGCUCGAGGCCAGGAUCAAAGAACUGGAAAAUGAAGUGGAGGCUGAACAAAGACGGUCCAGUGACUCCAUCAAGGGAAUUCGCAAAUAUGAACGGCGCAUCAAAGAACUGACUUAUCAGACAGAGGAAGAUCGUAAGAAUCUGUCCCGUCUUCAAGAUCUGGUGGACAAACUACAGCUAAAGGUCAAAUCCUACAAGAAAGYUGCGGAGGAGGCAGAGGAACAGGCCAACAAUAAUCUCACCAAGUUCCGCAAGAUUCAACAUGAGCUUGAUGAAGCUGAGGAGAGAGCCGAUAUCGCAGAGUCUCAGGUCAACAAGCUACGUGCCAAGAGCCGCGAUGUUGGGUCAAAGAAAGGGCACGAUGAAGAGUAAGGGAGAUGGAAUGAAUCCCUACUUCUGAGGCACUUCUUAUCUUCAUGGUGUCUCCCUAUGCAUGUAGUUUGUUCAGUAGAAUAAAAUGAAUCUGCAUCUCAAAGUGG